Mastomys coucha (southern multimammate mouse) is the source of this 1011-nucleotide messenger RNA. RefSeq names its product calcium binding protein 2 (gene Cabp2). The transcript has 6 exons. The coding region runs from base 217 to 828 and encodes 203 amino acids. NCBI's taxonomy places the organism in Eukaryota, Metazoa, Chordata, Mammalia, Rodentia, Muridae. The record is from RefSeq and is a predicted model, not a curated record. Gene Ontology annotation, molecular function: calcium ion binding.
UGGUCCUGUGAAGAUUGGGAAGCACUGUAGGAGGAAGGUGAAGAUUUCAAAGAUGGACUACAGGAGCAGCAAUGGAAGAAGAUAGUAACCUUAGAGGAGCCAGGCUCUACUAACUCCCAGAGACAGAAACGAAACAUAGCCACAGCUCGCACUGAGCCACCUACCUACAGGUUGAGGAGACCCAGCUGGAACAGAAAACGUACCACACCUAUAUCCAUGGCCCUACCUGAGGGCCCAGCAGAUGGCAGCCUCCCUGAAGGGGACUUCAGUCCAUCCACGGGCACUGCAGGACCCAGCCAAGACCUAGCCAGCCCUACUGCCCGCAGACGGGCCCUCCUCCGUGAGCUAGAAGCCCAGGUGCAGGCUGCCUAUGGACAGAACCGAGAGCUGAGACCAGAAGAGAUCGAAGAGCUGCAGGUCGCCUUCCAGGAGUUUGACCGAGACCGGGAUGGCUACAUCGGCUACCGGGAGCUGGGUGCCUGCAUGCGGACACUAGGCUACAUGCCCACGGAGAUGGAGCUCAUUGAGAUAUCACAACAAAUCAGUGGUGGGAAGGUGGAUUUUGAAGAUUUUGUGGAGCUGAUGGGUCCCAAGCUGCUGGCAGAGACGGCAGACAUGAUUGGCGUGAGGGAGCUCCGAGAUGCCUUCCGGGAGUUUGACACCAACGGGGAUGGCUGCAUCAGCGUAGGCGAGCUCCGGGCAGCCCUCAAGGCCCUGCUGGGCGAACGCCUCAGCCAACGGGAAGUAGAUGAGAUACUCCAAGACAUUGACCUCAACGGAGAUGGCCUGGUUGACUUUGAAGAAUUUGUUCGGAUGAUGUCUCGGUGAGCCUGUAUGAAGCUGGAGUGGACUGGCCUAGAGGAUCCCAGCCUCCAGAUUGCUGUUCUUUGAAGGUCAUUGUGUCCAGGACUGUGCGCCUCCUCCCCAUCCCUGCCUGGGCACAGUGCCCUCUCCUAUGGUCGCCCCAUACCUCGUCCUGGUUCUCUGGCAAUAAAGCAUCUCCAAGCUUGU